Molecule: messenger RNA, 2583 nt
Organism: Pseudogymnoascus destructans
Lineage: Eukaryota; Fungi; Ascomycota; Leotiomycetes; Thelebolales; Thelebolaceae
Gene: ARO4
Product: 3-deoxy-7-phosphoheptulonate synthase
Exons: 3
Coding region: 374-1459 (361 amino acids)
Biological process (GO): aromatic amino acid biosynthetic process
Cellular component (GO): cytoplasm
Molecular function (GO): 3-deoxy-7-phosphoheptulonate synthase activity
Source: RefSeq, a predicted model, not a curated record
CGGCAAAGAUCAAGGCGGUGAGACGAAUGCGAAAAAGAAUUUGCCCACGCCGAAUUUGCUCCGACCACAUGUUGGUGGGGUUAAUGUGGUGUGUGUAGAGUCAUAGGUUGAGAAUGUUCCUGACUGGGCCUCGGACUGCAGAAAGAGAACUUCAUAUUUACUGCAUAGAUUAUUUAUAUAAUUCCCUCAUAGAGCAUUUUGGAGAUUUUGUCAUUUUGGAGCCAAAAGUUGUCAUUGUGGUAAUCAAAGGACAACAAUUGGACAUUUGCCAACGCAUAUCUCUUGGUUGGUUGGCUACUUCAUCCUCGCCUUUGAAUACACCUUUAAAAACUACACCAACACAACCCAUUGUUGCACCCCUCCUAUACUCGCCAUGUCUGAACAUGAGGUCAGCGAUGACACUCGCGUCCUCGGCCAAGAUCCACUGAUCCAGCCAGAGUUGCUGAUCUCAGAAAUUCCCAUCACCAAGGCUGCCCUCCAGACCGUUAUUACGGGUCGCAAGGAAGCCGUUGAUAUCAUCAUGGGUGCAUCAGACCGCCUUCUCGUAAUCUGCGGCCCAUGCUCCAUCCACGACCCCGCCACAGCUGUCGAGUACUGCCAGCGCCUCAAGGCUCUCUCCGACAAGCUAUCCGGCGAUCUCUGCAUUAUCAUGCGCGCUUACCUCGAGAAGCCGCGCACUACUGUUGGCUGGAAGGGGUUGAUCAAUGACCCAGAUAUUGACGAGACCUUCAAGAUCAACAAGGGCCUCCGUGUAUCGCGUCAACUCUUCUGCGACCUUACGUCGUCUGGCAUGCCGAUUGCCAGCGAAAUGCUCGACACUAUCUCCCCACAAUUCCUCGCGGACCUGAUCUCCCUCGGAGCUAUUGGAGCGCGCACUACAGAGUCCCAGCUGCAUCGCGAACUUGCGUCUGGACUUUCCUUCCCAGUUGGCUUCAAGAACGGCACGGAUGGCAGUCUGACCGUUGCCAUCGACGCUAUCGGAUCCGCUGCUGCCAAGCACCAUUUCAUGGGUGUCACAAAGCAAGGUCUCGCGGCUAUCACGAGAACAGCUGGAAACCAGCACGGAUUCAUCAUCCUCCGUGGCGGCACCAGAGGUACCAAUUUCGAUGCCGAGAACGUCAAGUUGACCAAAGAGGGCUUGGAGAAGAAGGGACAGAAGCAAGCUAUCAUGAUUGAUUGCUCGCACGGCAACUCCAACAAGGAUCACCGUAACCAACCAGGCGUCGCAAAGGUCAUUGGCGACCAGCUUCGCAGCGGCGAGAAGUCGAUCAUCGGCGUUAUGAUUGAGUCGAACAUCAACGAGGGCAACCAAAAGGUCCCCGCCGAGGGCCCAGCUGGCUUGAAGAAGGGCGUCUCCAUCACCGACGCUUGCAUCGACUGGGACUCGACUGUCACAACACUGGAGGAUCUGGCCGAGGCUGUCAGGGCGAGAAGGAAGCUCAACUCUGCUGCGGAAUAAAUGCAGCUUCAAAAAGUUUUGUUGUUAGCGUUGCCACCGGUGCCAAAAAAGCGGAAAAUGGUGCCUUAGAUUGUGGAUAUUUCUGUCGUGACAUCUACUAUGCGAAACUUGUUUGACCAUUUUGAUACACUUGAUACAGGUUCUGAUCCGACCACAAUAUGGAUGUGACACAUCCCUUCUGGCUUCCCAGGCUCCGGCACUUUCCAAGUUAGGCGGUAGAUUUCAUAUGAUCAAGCCCGUGAUUCCCUUCGGUUCUUGGCCUACCAUAAAGGGCUUUAUACUUCGACCGACAGCUAAAGUCUUCCCAUUCUCCGCCCGAGAUAGCCGUUUCCGUUUAUAUUGGCUUCUGUAUAUUGGUAUGCAUCGCACCAGCGCCUCGAUUAUUCCCGCUCUGUUGGAUAGCAACUCGAAAUCCAGAUUACCCGUUGUUUACCGGUGCAUACGCUCCUUGGUCGCCUUGCCGCGAGCCACUGCGCCUGAACAGGCCAGGGCCUCCUGCCUUCCUCUUCUCUAGCACUUUCAAUCCAGCGGCCCAGCCGAGAAGCCCUAAUGUCGUGCAAAUAAACGCUAGCACGAUAAUCUGGUCCUUCCUGCUAUCCCUCUGGAAGCACGUUGUAAAUAUGUCCUUCUCUCCGGCAUUCUUGCAGAUCGGUAGGUUUUGCGCGAUACAGAAAGCGCGAUUACAUUGGCUGCAAUCGGCUGAGGAGGCAGCACGGCGCUCUAGGGAUGCAGGCGGAUCGGGCGAGAAUCGGCUGAGGAGGUUCGCCGACUUCUCAGAUGUGGUUUUCGGUGUAAGUUCGAUGAUGGUGCUGUUUGUAAAGCAGGUGCAUUUGCAGAAGGAAGGAGGGGCUGGAGGGUUAAUCAGCGAUUGAAAUUAAACGACCAGAGAACUUCACGAGAGAUUAGACUCACAGGUGCAAGAGACAGUGAUGAAGAGGGCGAAGAACGCUACGAGAGCUUGGAACCGCAUCCCGACGUUAAGCUCGCGUUAUAUGCUGUGGAAGGCCGUCAGGUUCUGUGGAUAACAAGCAGUGCGCAGUAAUCGUUAGAUGUAAUAUUAUAAGCUUCUCUAGAAUCAGAACUUAAUAAGUUUCUUAUUCUGCGAUAUUCGAGAGAUGCAUUGA